AUGACGCAAGUCGAGAUGUUGAAACUGUUGAUUCUCAAAACAAGUUGGGAAAUGGAUCAGGUCGUGGCAAGCGGGUCAUUUACGGGCUACUCCAGGCACUACCCCUUUGAACACAUCUAUCGCCACUUCAGACGGUAUCGAAUUACUGAAGGGUCAGAGGAGAUCCAGAUGCGAAAGGUUGCAGCGUAUCUGUUUGGGUUUGGGGGGAAGAGUACCCAGAAGGAAAAGUUGUAG
Messenger RNA from Penicillium riverlandense, 234 nucleotides. RefSeq lists its product as uncharacterized. Bases 1 to 234 code for a protein of 77 amino acids. NCBI's taxonomy places the organism in Eukaryota, Fungi, Ascomycota, Eurotiomycetes, Eurotiales, Aspergillaceae. The transcript is spliced from 2 exons. Gene Ontology annotation, molecular function: oxidoreductase activity, acting on the CH-CH group of donors. The record is from RefSeq and is a predicted model, not a curated record.